Heterotrigona itama is the source of this 1294-nucleotide messenger RNA. NCBI's taxonomy places the organism in Eukaryota, Metazoa, Arthropoda, Insecta, Hymenoptera, Apidae. The record is from the annotation of a GenBank genome assembly.
UCAGUAAAAGCUUGACUUUCGUGAAUGUUAACAUUAUAGAGUUAUUGACAAGUAAUCAUGUUAAAGCUACUUUCUUUGGUACUGACAGUACUAGCCCUGCAACAUGUCGAUGCUAGAUCACUUUCCUAUUACAAACAAUCACCUGAGACUGAAAUACACCAAAUCACAAAGCCACUUUACUACGAUGUAAAGGAAUUUCCACGUUUCGAUUACUCGUGGUCUUUACCAUCAUUUCCCUCAUUUUCUUCGAUAGGUCAUUGGUUUAAAAAUAACGAUGACACUAUAACUAUCUUAAAGAAAAGGAUGGAUGCGUUGGAAAAGUUUCAGAAUGAGGUCCUUCAAUUAUUGAAACAAUUAAACGUGGCGAACACAUCUCCGUCUUCCCCCACGCAAUUGCCAGAUAAGGACCAAAUCCAAGAAGAUUUCGGAAAUGUGAAGGGAGAGGAAGAGAAACCGGUGAACAACGAUACCGUUGAAAAUACAAAAAAAGAGCAGGCACAAAGCGAUUCGACGGCAAUAAAGAACGACAGUGUAGCGAGCGAAACAACACCUUUCACGAUCAUUGAUAAUGAGAGUGUACUACCAACGAAAGCGAAUGAAAAGGAAAUGACAACACCGUGGAAAACCGACGAUGCACAAGCUAACGCAUCUCUAAAUGAAAACGGAUUGCAAAACACCACGAACGACCAAGACGACAGAAAUGCUGAAUUGACUGAAAAACCAGAGAAAUUGGAAAAUUUAGACGUAGUAUUGAGUGAAUUUGAUAAGUCAAAAAUCGACGAAUCCGUGGAGAAUGAAGAGAAUCAGAAGUUCGGGAAAACCCGAAAAAACGUCACCACUGAAAGCAUUGAACAAACAACUGAACAAACUAACGAGAGGGAUAUUAAAACGCAAAACAAUUCCGACUAAUGAGAUAUCUGAAUGUCAUCGGUAAAUGAAAUUUCCGGUCGAUAACAAUGGAAUUACUGUGAAUGUGAAAUGACGAAUACAGUAAUUUGUGAUGAAAGAGGGAUACGAGUGAUUUUAUAAUUUGUAUAAUUACUUUUUAUAUUGAUGUUAUAAAUGUAUGUAAGGGAAUAUAUUAAUAGGAUUUUCUUUUCUUUUCCUUUUAUUGACUAUUUGAAAUUUUGUGCGAGGAUUAUUUUGAUUCCAUGAAUACUUAUAUUUGUGUAGGCAAAACAUGAAUAACAUAAAUAAUAUAAACAAAGAAUAUAGAUUUUUUACCACAUUUUUAAGUUAAUUUUUUAUUUUCCAAAAUUUUUUGAAACUUCGUAAUAUGUGUAUAUACUUACUC